UUCCAAUACACCUAUAUAUCUUAUAUAUAUCCUCAACACAUCCUCUACUCUUCAGCUCAUCAACCCACCCACAAACACAACUUCUAUCACAUACAACAGCAACUCUAUCACCCACAACCUUCAUACUACCAACGGCUUCACAACAUCUUCCAUCUACACAACCAAAACUCACAAUGGCUGCCUUUGCUACCUCCUUCGACGCCUCCAUGGCCCUCGUCGACUCUGCCCGAAGCGGCUACAACAUCGUCUCCGGCCCCAAGACCGGCUCUGGCUCUGGCUCCAGCUCCGGCUCCGGCUCGUCUUCAAACGGCCGCCAGCCUCAAGACUACUAGUCUGGCUUCUUCCUCAUUCCUCAUACCAUUGUUACAAUAUUGUUACAUUAUAUUGUGUUUUCCCCCUUUUGAAAGAAGCAUCAAAGCAGCCUUCGCGGGCAUUUCUUUGCUGGCGCAUGGAGAACAUCGGAUAGACAAAACCACAGAAAACCCACAACAACAGACUACCACCAACCCCCCCGGAAUAGCUCAACAUCAACUGAAACGACGCGGCGGCAACAUGUCCAAUCUUUCAUCGGCGUCGGAGCAUUCAACUUUGCCUCCCCUCUGUAUUUGUAUCGGC
Trichoderma reesei QM6a is the source of this 615-nucleotide messenger RNA. RefSeq lists its product as uncharacterized. The record is from RefSeq and is a predicted model, not a curated record. NCBI's taxonomy places the organism in Eukaryota, Fungi, Ascomycota, Sordariomycetes, Hypocreales, Hypocreaceae. The transcript has a single exon. Bases 174 to 332 code for a protein of 52 amino acids.